UUUCCUACAGUACACAAAACACCUGAAAACCUUCCCGAUUGCAAGAGCAGGAGUUCCUGUGUGUUGGGAGCACGAAGAAAAAAAGAUAGGCAAUGGUGUUGCUAAAGACAUUGCUUUGCGAUCUGUGUUUCAUUCAUCAAAUUGUGGUGUAUCGCUUCCCAUCUCUGAAAUUGGGGUAUCCAUAUUACCGAUAGGUGCCAUGUUGCCUCAGAAGAGGGGAAGAAUACCUGCCAGAACAGCCAUGAACUGUUACUGGAGUGUCCUGGCAAUUCUCUUACCAUUUCUCCCCAGUGCACUGUCUCUCCAGCCAGCUCAGUCCCAAGUGUUGCUGGUAUCUUUUGAUGGAUUCCGGUGGGAUUACAUCUAUAGAGUCCCAACUCCCAAUUUUCACCAUGCUAUGGAGAAUGGUGUUCAUGUCAAACAAGUCACUAAUGUGUUCCUAACAGUAACGUAUCCUAAUCAUUAUACGAUGGUGACUGGUCUUUAUGCAGAAAGCCAUGGCAUAGUUGCUAAUGAGAUGUAUGAUCCUAUUCUGAAUGAAACUUUCUCUAUGAGCACCAUGGAUAUUUAUAACUCCAAGUUCUGGGAAGAAGCCACCCCAAUAUGGAUAACGAACCAGAGGGAAGGACAUAAAACUGGAGCAGCAAUGUGGCCUGGAACAGAUGUGAAAAUACAUGGAGUCUUUCCUACGUAUUACAUGCCCUACAAUGAAUCUGUUUCUUUUGAAGAUAGAGUCGCUAGGCUUAUUAAGUGGUUUACGUCAGAAGAACCCAUAAACUUUGGUCUCCUCUAUUGGGAACAGCCUGAUGAGAUGGGUCACCUUCUGGGCCCAGAAAACCCACUGAUGGGUCCGAUAAUUGAUGAUGUUGACAAAAAGCUGGGAUACCUUAUGUCUGAACUGAAGAAAGCGAAGCUGUGGGAUGUGAUAAAUGUCAUAAUCACAAGCGAUCACGGAAUGUCACAGUGCUCCAAGGAAAGGCUCAUUGAGCUUGAUCGAUAUGUGAAUAGAGAGCUCUAUACAAUCAUCGAGCAUUCUCCUGCAGUAACUAUUUUGCCGAAAGAAGGCAAGCUGGAAGAAGUAUACAAAGCCCUGGCCAAUGCUCAUCCCAACAUGACCGUGUAUAAAAAGGAGCAGAUUCCUGAUAGAUUACAUUACAAACACAACAGCAGAAUUCAGCCAAUCCUGGCAAUAGCUGAUAAAGGAUGGUAUAUUGUAUAUAAUAAGUCCGACGAUUUUCUACUUGGUAAUCAUGGAUAUGACAACAUCGUACCAGAAAUGCAUCCGAUUUUCCUGGCCGUUGGGCCUGCUUUCAGGAAGAAUGUCACCAAAGAAGCCAUGAACUCUACAGACUUGUAUCCCUUAUUGUGCCAUCUCCUUGGUAUUAACGCACUGCCAAACAAUGGUUCAUUCAACGCUGUGAAAGAUAUGCUUGCCGAAGAAGUUCCUGCAGCCUUUGGAGCAGACAUCUAUGCUACUGUUGUAGGAGUCUUUCUGGGCACCAUUCUUGUUACAGUUUUCAUUGCAAUUUUCGCUAAGCAUUUUAUCCUCGCCCAAGCAAAUACCAUGCAAAUGCACCAUACUGAAGCUGCCCAGCCACUGCUGCAAGAUUAAUAACACUUGGUACUAUAAUAUUUCCUGUUUGAUGCUUAAAAUAAGCUUAUAUAAAAAAAUUAAUAGAGGUGGAUCAGCAGAAAUAUGAGAAGUAAAAGGGAAUCGAUGCAGAUCCAUCGGAACACUUGAGUAUGGACAUACCAGGUAUGCAGAGAAAGAGCAUGUUCCUGUUUCAGCUCACAACCACUUAAUCUUUCAGGGUUCCGACUGUAUAAAACGCAUAGUAUCAUAGCAUCAUUAAGGCUGGAAAAGACUUCUAAGAUCGUCAAGUCCAACCGUCAGCCCAACACCACCGUGUCUACUAAACCACGUCCUGAAGUACCCCGUCUACAUGCUUUUUGAACACCUCCAGGGAUGGAGAUUCCACCACUGCCUCUGCCAGGGCUUCUUACGUUCCUUUCACGCGUGCCAUGUUCUAGGUAAACCUGGAAAGCUGUAUUUGUAUGGAGACAGGAAGUGACGAGAGACCUCAAAUACCUCAUUCUGAGCUACUUUUAGGGCAAUGAAUCAACUGAGGUGCACUUCACAAACUGUUAACAUUGUGAUUUAAUUUCUCACCCCACUUUUUUUUUCUUUGAGAGGUUUAAGCCUCUUAGAUUCUAAGAAAUCACUGCAUAUGACUAGGCUAUUUAGGGGGUUUUGCCUGCCUGCCCAAGGAAGCUUUUGCUUGGAUUCACCAUCACAGAUUUCUUGGGUGAUUAAAUUCUGCAGAAAACAGCAUUAUUAUUAAACUAGGUCAUGCAGUGCUAAGUGUUUAAAUUUAGAGUUAGGUAUAUUUCAUUUAACUACUGUGCUAAUUGUAGCCCCAAAAUGUGAAUCUAAGUGGUAUUGCCUUGAGCUAUCAACACUAAAGCACUUGAUUUUUAAUUUUUUAAAACUUAGAUAAAUGUAAGUCUUUAUGAUUUUAGUUAAAUAUAGGUCUUUACUUUUUUCUGUUGUUUCCUGUACACUGGACUAAAUUUUCUAGGCUUUCCACGAGGCUGGCAGUUUAAAGACACGUAGAAACACAACACCUGUGUAUUCAAAUGGAGUCUUCUAUAUUUCUGUUAUGAGAGGGUUCUUUGCCAAUAAGGCUGAUGAAUCAGUUAAGGAUCAUAUGUUUACAAGCUGGUUUCAGAGUGCUGUCAAGCUUGUUGCCAGGCGAAACAUCAGAUGUGUUACUGGACACUCCUCAGGCAUGAGCGUGGCUUGCUGUCUCGUGUUCUAUCUGCUGUGUCCGAGUGGACCUUUAGAAUUUGUUGAGUAGGAUUAGACACGCAAUUUAAGGAUCAGCCGUGUAAAUCUUAAGCCAUAUGCACUCUUAAAUCUGAAAAAGCACACUCUAAUGGGAAAAAAAGUUUACGAAUUGAGUUUGUUCUUCCGGAGGAAAGUCUCUGUCAGGGAAAAUUAUUAAUUUUGAGUCAACAAAGCUAUGUGUUAUUCUUCUGUGUGGGGCAAUAGAUCUUGCUAUUGUGGGUUCUUUUUUUGAUGAGAUCACUUAAAUUGUAGGUGAGAAGCUGCUGACUAAGGUUCAUACCAUACUGAAACAUGGUAUGAAGUGAGAGAAGUUGUCAGACUUGUUUAAAAGCUGUAUUUUUUUUGCCUUCUCUGUGUCUUAGUGUUUCUUUGUGCUUUGCUUCCCACUACAGUGCCUGAAGAAGAAGUGAGUGCUUUCAAAAUUCACUCAUAUUCUCAUUCUGCUAUUUCUGUAAGUGCAAUUUAUUGCUUUAUCCACAGCACUCAAAAGAGGGCAAAAAUGGGAACGCCUUGGCCUUGACUGUGCCCU
Molecule: messenger RNA, 3377 nt
Organism: Cuculus canorus (common cuckoo)
Lineage: Eukaryota; Metazoa; Chordata; Aves; Cuculiformes; Cuculidae
Gene: ENPP5
Product: ectonucleotide pyrophosphatase/phosphodiesterase family member 5
Exons: 4
Coding region: 200-1612 (470 amino acids)
Source: RefSeq, a predicted model, not a curated record